This is a messenger RNA of Amblyraja radiata (thorny skate), 5027 nucleotides long. RefSeq names its product adducin 3 (gamma) a (gene add3a). NCBI's taxonomy places the organism in Eukaryota, Metazoa, Chordata, Chondrichthyes, Rajiformes, Rajidae. Gene Ontology annotation, biological process: barbed-end actin filament capping. Gene Ontology annotation, cellular component: cytoskeleton; plasma membrane; postsynaptic density. The coding region runs from base 295 to 2379 and encodes 694 amino acids. The transcript has 15 exons. The record is from RefSeq and is a predicted model, not a curated record. Gene Ontology annotation, molecular function: actin filament binding.
CGCGGGCUUGGCGGCGGCUGCUGCGCCUGCGCUUUGUGGCGGUUCCUCCCGCCUCUGCCUCCUCCUCCUCCGCCUACAACACAAAUCCGCCGGAGCCCGAUUCGGAGGGAGGGAGAGAAGCAGCCGUUUUAUCUGCAGCAAGAAGGGUGUGUAACGCCGGACGAACUAUGCGGGGUGAAGGGCCGUGAAGGAGGAAUUGCUAUCCGAACCCCCCCCCCCCUUCUCCUCCAAACUUUGGAUGUUUCGAGAGAGGUCACAGUGUUUAUGAUUCACAGACAGUAGACAGCAGUAAUCAUGAGUGGUGAUUCCAGCCAAGAAGUGAUAACAUCCCCUCCUCCACCCAGUGCAAUUCAUAAGGGGGGCUACUUUGAUCACAUCAAUGAAGGUGAUCCUGAAUAUAUCCAAGAAGGAAACAGAUCACCAGAAUUGAGACAGGAUUUCAACCUGAUGGAACAGAGAAAGCGGGUUUCUCAAAUACUGCAGAGCCCUGCCUUCAGAGAUGAGCUUGAGACCCUCAUUCAAGAACAGAUGAGAAAGGGUAAUAAUCCUAUUGGUCUGCUUGCCCUGCGCCAAAUCGCAGAUUUUGUAAUGGCAAGUUCUGUUGCAGCUUUACCCACAACACAACUUAGCCUAGGAAUAGCCACACCCAUCAAUGAUCUACAUGCCAUUGAAUCUGCUACCUUUGCAAAAGGAGAGAAGUUGAUCCGCUGUAAAAUUGCAAGCCUUUAUAGAAUGGUGGACCUCUUUGGAUGGGCUCACUUAACCAAUACCUACAUAACAGUCAGAGUAAGCAAAGAACAGGAACACUUCCUUAUUAUUCCCAAGGGUCUUUCAUAUGCUGAGGCCACAGCUUCAAAUCUUGUGAAGGUUAACAUAUUGGGCAAAGUAGUGGACCAGGGGAGUACAAAUCUCAGAAUCAACCAAGCAUCAUUCAGCCCACAUGCAGCUAUCUAUGCAACACGCCCUGAUGUCAGAUGUGCAAUACAUAUACAUACACCCGCAGCUGCUGCUGUCUCAACCAUGAAAUGUGGCAUCCUGCCUAUAUCCCAAGAAGCCUUGAUUGUGGGCACUGUUGCAUAUUAUGACUAUCAUGGUUCACUUGAUGAAGAGAGUGAUCGAAUUCAGCUGCAGAAGUGUUUAGGUACAGCUUGCAAGGUAUUGGUUCUUAGAAACCAUGGUGUGAUAGCACUUGGUGAGACCAUCGAGGAAGCUUUUCACUACAUCUACAACGUUCAAUUAGCCUGUGAGAUUCAGGUAAGAGCCUUGGCAAGUGCAGGUGGAGUGGAUAACUUGCUGCUGCUGGAUCUGGAAAAGUUCAAGUAUUGCACGCACAUGGUGGCUCUUGAAGGAGUCAAUAUGGGAACCACACAAAAGUGGAGAGUUGGAGAACAGGAAUUUGAAGCAAUGAUGAGAAUGUUGGACAAUUUGGGCUACAGAACAGGCUACACUUACAGACACCCAAUUCUGAGGGAAAAACUAAGGCAUAAGAGAGAGGUGGAGAUACCUGCGACCGUCACUGCAUUUUCCUUCGACGAUGAUGUACUGCCCCACUCUCCUCUCAAAUUCCUGGCACAAAAACAGCAGCGGGAAAAGACAAGAUGGCUGAAUACACCAAACACGUACAUGAAGGUCAAUGUUCCUGAGGAAUCUCCAUCAGGUGAUUGCAGCCCUAGGUCAAAAACCACAUGGAAGAAAGCUGACAACACUGCAAAUAGUGGGACACCAAUCAAGAUAGAAGAUCCUAAUCAGUUUGUUCCACUAAAUACUGAUCCACGAGAGGUCCAUGAUAAGAGAAACAAGAUUCGUGAACAGAAUCGAUAUGACAUGAAGACUGCGGGGCCACAGUCGCAAUUACUGGCUGGUAUUGUUAUUGAGAAGAAAGGCAUCCCGCUUACGCAACUGGAAAUUGAAAGGAUGAGUGAGCAGAUCCCAACUGGCCCACCAAACCCAUUCAGUUACCUCAACGAGAAUGAAUUGGAGGAAUACAAAACGAUGAUAGAACGAAAACAGCAAGGAUUGGAUGAUGCUGAACAUGAACUAACAUCAGAUGAUGGUUCUGCGUUAUCACCAACUCAAUCCCCACACGCCUUACCAGCAGAAUUGGAAGAUAACACUCCACCAGCGGUGGUAGUGAAUGGAGGGAAGGAAGACGGACAAGCUUUUGCAGAAGACGUGACAAACCGCAUCAGCCAGUUGACAACUGGCACUGUGGAGAGCGUGGAGAUCACCAUCAAGUCAACUGAAAAGGUGGAUCUGAAUGCUAGUGAUGCCCUUUCACCUGAGGGAUCUCCUUCGAAAUCUCCAUCAAAAAAGAAAAAGAAAUUCCGCACGCCAUCAUUCCUGAAAAAGAACAAAAAGAGAGAGAAGGUGGAAGCAUAAUGAUGAGUUUGCAGGGAUGUUCUGCAAUUAAAAUGCUGGUCAAAUUAAUGUCAGUUUUAACAUGUUGACAUGUUCAACAAAAUGUGCUAAACAUCUUUUGACUGUGCACUGACCAAGAAUGAAUGGAAAAAGGCACAAAGGGGGUUUAAAUCUAGCAUUUAAAUAUUAUUGCAAGUUUCUUUAGCAACUAACCUUUUGCCAAAAUGAAAUCACAUUCUAGUUAAUUCUAGACCUGGAACUGUUAUACAAUGGAAUUGAUUUUAAUCUUUAAAUGAAACUCAUCUCAGUAAGUCCGCUAAAGUGUGGAAAUUUUAUACAUUUAGACAGAUAAUUUAAUCCAUGACAGAAAACUUUCUAAAUUUUUUAACACGAUUAAAUAAACGUUACAAGCAUGCUAUAUAAGGGUUUAAUGAAAAAUAAAUGACUAAGACUGCCUGACUCGAGUAUACCAUGGAAAGUCUAGGCAUGUUGUGGUUCUGAUAUUAAUGGGCUAGAUUAUACAAAACUGGACUCGUGUCAAUAGUAUCUUUUGUUCUCUUUUAAAAAAACAAACUAUACUGCACUUUUGGUAUACUUAAUUUACUAGUAACUAAAACAUGCGUGAAUCCAUGAGGUAACCAAAUGAAGGAGAAAUAAUACUACCAGAAAGGGAAAGGCAGGGUGUGCAGCCGGCGUAAUUAUGGGAAAAGGAUUGAGUUGUGAUAAAUGGAAAGUGGUAAAUAGGCAAUUGACGUUUUGUUUUUGAAAGUGUGGUUCAACUUGUAGCAUAAAAGAAUAAAAAAGGCAUGAAGAUAAUGUUUUAAAUGCAUGAUCUAGAAAAAUUAAGCUAGAACACAAUGAUCUGGUGCUAGCCUGCUCCUUGAAUCAUGUCGCUUUUAAUUGACCCAUUUGUUCCUCUCAUUCCUCCCUUAAAUCCCAAGAUGCCAAGUAACAUUGCAAACAUUGUUUGCCUUGGUCCACAUCUUGACCGUAUCCAUGUGGCUCUUGAUUGGCUAUCAGUUGUUGGCCAUGAAGUUGACUGUACUGACUUGCCCAUCGAUGAGCCAACAGGGUUUGGUCUCGUGACGUGUUCGUGGACACUUUAUCUCUCCUGGAAGAAGAUUAGUUUCCCCAGUGUAAGAUUGGUUUUUAAUGUGAAUGACAAAGUUCAUUCUUGUUACAGUUGUGAAUUUAUUCUGCAAUGUUAGUGACCACACUGAGAUUUAAGUAGUAUUUUCCCAAGAAACCCAUCUUUUUUAUAUAAAUGAAUUCUACUGUGGUAGCAUGCUAUUAACUGUCAAGAGAAACAUCAUAUAGAAUUGAUCUUUCACAUUUUAUGUAAAAAUUAUUUUUCACGUUGUAUGUUCUCUUGUGCAGUACUUGUAAUACAUUUGCUACAAAGUGUUUUCUUGUGUAAAAUAUGCAGUGGGAAACGAUAAGAUCACGUUCAAAGACUAAGAAAUCGAUCAAUGAUGUGCACAUUUAAAAAGUGACCUGAUUUGUGAUUACAAUUAAACUUGCUAUAUACUGAUGACUUCCAUGGAUUCGUAUCCUUUUGAACAAAAUGCCAACAUUGGAAUAAGUAAUUUGUAUUUUUCAUUUGAACUUUUGCUUCAGAAUGACAAUAUGGUAUUUUUAUAAGCAUAAGAGAUUUAAACGCUGAUCUCCAUAUUGUUUCUCCAUUUAUAACAACCUUACCUGUUCUCUGAUGAAGAUGGGUUUACCAGAUGAAUAGACUUCUGUUACUAAUUCUUCUAAAACUAAAUAUUUUCAUGGUAGUUCUGUCAGGAGAAGGACCUAAUAAAUGCGUGAGCUGAGUUUAGAAACUCGAGAGAGAGCCACUAAAUGAGUUUGAGAGAAAAUAAAGAAAACCACUACAUUGGGGUCUGUGAUUGGAAUCCCAAUUAGCAAUGUGAAUGAGAGUCUGAAUACCGAAUGUUGAUGAAUGAAAUUGGGGUUGUUAGAUGGUUCGAGGCUGUAGGAAUGGAUCUCUGAAAGGGAACAACACCAUCUCAACACUAAGUACUGGAAAGAAAAGUAAAAUUAACUUUUUUUUAAAUGCCAACUUUUUUUAGUUAACUCUAAGAUAGUUAUCUGGACAUGUGCUACUGGUAACUUUUUUGGAGAGGGGAGGGGAGGGAGAAAUUGGGGGGAUUAUUUUCAAAUCAAAACUAUCUGUCUACAUUAUUCCUACAGCUUUUGUGCAUUAAAAUGGACUUUGCUUAAUGGCAUUGCUUAAAAUGGACUUAACUGACCUUGUUGCACCUUGUUAAUGGCACUACAUAUAAGUGCAGCAACCCUGUGGAAUAUAUAAAGCUUUAACAAAAUUGCUUUUUAGAUGUGUUGCUAAUCCAUGUAAAGUCCACUAAUAAGCAGUAUUUUACAAUGUGGAGACAUCUCAUUUUAGUAAUCUAUAAUUUGUACCUUAUACUAGACUUAUUUUCCAAUAACCUUACUCUUUGAUUGAAAUUAUUUGAUAUUAUGUGCUUAUUAAAUUAUAUUCUGAUAAAAUCCCAUAGCUUUCUUAUUUUUGAAAUUCUGUAACCCAUCUAAACUAUUGGAGCAUUUUAAAAUCUGGAAUCUGCUUAUGGAAGAAUGUAAAAGAAAUGGCACUCUGUAUAGCAGCUUACUUGCUCUAUGAAAAAUUAAAUACCAAUAUAAACACCAAA